GGGUUGAACUUGGUCUGCGCUGGCCAUCUCUUUACCCACCAUGUCGCAACUAUCUCACUGGUAAUGGGACCCUCGAUGCUCCCGACAAUGGAAGUCUCUGGCGAAGCUUGUAUCGAGCUAAAGUGGAUCAACCCGGAGAACCUCAGGAGAGGUGACCUCGUCACUUACAUGGCCCCAUAUGACACCACCCGACCUGUCUGCAAGCGUGUUAUCGGUCUCCCCGGGGACGUGGUAUGUGCGGAUCCGACAGGACAGCAUGCACCUUCAACAGAACAUGUGGUCGUACCUAAAAAUCAUAUUUGGACUACUGGCGACAAUCUACCUUGGUCCACAGACUCCCGGACGUACGGCCCUGUUCCGAUGGGUCUCAUCAGAGGACGUCUCUAUGCGAAGUGCUGGCCGGUCUGGAGAGUGUUUCCUAAUACAUUCGAAUAUAUCGACUAA
Molecule: messenger RNA, 444 nt
Organism: Epithele typhae
Lineage: Eukaryota; Fungi; Basidiomycota; Agaricomycetes; Polyporales; Epitheliaceae
Product: signal peptidase I family protein
Exons: 3
Cellular component (GO): membrane; mitochondrial inner membrane peptidase complex
Molecular function (GO): serine-type endopeptidase activity
Source: RefSeq, a predicted model, not a curated record